UACAACUGAAUACGAGCUUUAAAGAUGUCUCAAAAAGAUGAAAAGAUUUCCUUCUCGGAGCAGAUCACUUCAAGGCUUCAUCGUUGGGUUCAGAGAACGACCAGCAAAGUUAGGAACGAGAGAGCUCAAAUUGUUAGAAUACAAGAAAAUCCAAAUAUUCUUGAAGUGAACGAAUUGAAUGAAAAGAAAUGCCCUCCGCGUGAAAGUUCUGAGAAAAGAUGCCGAGAAUCUAGAUCGUAUGAGGAAUUAGAAAAGGCUUUGAAGGAUUUAAUAAAUAACUGCGUUACGAAUGACUGUGUUAUUCAAGAAGGAAGUUCGAUAACUCACGACAAUACAAAUAUUAAUAUCACUAGGGAAGAUAAUUGCUCGGAAUCUUCGCCAUCUAAUAAAACAAAUAAUGAUAUUGAAGCUAAAGAAAUAAAGAAUUCAAAUAACAAUGAGGCAAAUGAAUCGUCUUCCGGGAGUGAUUGCCUGCAGGAAAAUGAGAAUAAUGAUCCAGGAAGGAAUCUUAAAUCACUGCCACAAACACAACUACAUUCUCCCCCGCAUUGUCAAAGCAAACAAACUGUCAUUUUUUUAAGCGAUGAAGAAAGAAAAAAAGCUUUGGAGGAGUUUGAAAAUGAUGAAAGCAUCGUAAGUUUGAAUGCUUCAAGAGAAAAUGAAAAAGAUUGCAAUCCUGAAACGAGAUCUGAUGAGUGUUUUAACCAUUUAUCAAAAUCCUCCGACGCUUGUGCUAUUAAUACAUCAUCUUGUAAAGUAAACACAGGAUUAAACCCGCCAAUUGAUCGAUCAAGUUUGAAUGAACGUCGCUUUCAAACAUCGGCAAAAACACUGAACAAAAAACAGCCAUUAAGACGUAUACAAUCAGAAGGGGAUGCUCUAGAGUUAAAACUCUCUUUCUUUGACAGUGACGUCUCAGAAUUUGCAGCCACCUGCGUCAGACAUGCGCAGAAAAAGCGCUUUUCUGAUAUCACUCCUGACGUGCACAGAACAGUUCAUUCACCAGGUUUCCUUACUGAGGAAGGCACAAAGAGUUGCUCAAUUCCUAAACACGAGGUGUCGGUAAGCACUGUUGAAGAAAAUACGAAUUUAUUUGAAGACAAUGAUGGGGAAGAAGAAACGAAGCCAAGGCAUAUUCCUUUGUCUGGACGGUCUAGUUCGCUGAGCUUGCCUUUAGAAACGUCCAACUGGAAAAACAAAGCCAGUUCUUUUAAAUGCCUAGUUUCCUCCAGUCUCCCACGAUCAAUUCCUAGUCCCUCGCGGUCGGUGCCUAAUACUACGAAUUCAGGUCCCAAUUCAUCGCUCUCAAGCCCCAGUCCCUCAAAGCCAAGCCCUAGUCCGAAGUUUCGCAGGUUUCCGUAUCAACCGGUAUUCUACGUACCAAAACCAAACGAAUCACGAAAACCAGCACAAUGUGGGUCUGUCGGAAAACAGUCGAAAGAAUAUUUGAUUUAGCACAAUGAUGUCACUGCAUUGAAAACAUAAUAAUUAAGGAAGUUAAUGAACAAUUCAAUAUAUUAUUGCACAAUUUGAAUGAACGUCCUAAUCACACUGUAAAAUUAUAUAAAAACCAUGUAUAAAACUCUGAAGAUGUAUUCUAUCAGAUGAGCUCUGAUUUCCAUUUUUGUGGAUCUGUAUUGUUUAUACUGCAUAAAUAUGUAAUCA
Molecule: messenger RNA, 1665 nt
Organism: Dendronephthya gigantea
Lineage: Eukaryota; Metazoa; Cnidaria; Anthozoa; Malacalcyonacea; Nephtheidae
Product: myb-like protein V
Exons: 1
Coding region: 25-1455 (476 amino acids)
Source: RefSeq, a predicted model, not a curated record